AUGGAACAUAUCGUCGAUCCAUUGCCAUCUGCUCCUGCCGAUCACCAUCUCUUAAAGCGAAAGGAACCCUGUCCAUACUCUGACGACUUAGCUUUAAACUCUCCACUUAGACGAAUAGGAUGCCAGGUGAGACAACAAUAUAUCACAAAUCCAUUACAGAUUACAGAAUUCAUGUCAUAUAGCAAUAGCAAUGGUGGACCUCCACCACCGUCUCUUCCACAUUUACAACCAAUGAAUCAUCAACAACAACAUCAUCUACAACAACAAAUUCAACAGCAGCAGCAGCAACAACAGCAGCAUCAACAACUUCAACAACAACAACAACAACAACAACAAUGGAAUCACCAUACAUACUUUGGUAAUAUGGACUCUGGCAUUAAGGCACUGAGUGGAUCGGUUGCCACCCCAUUGGCACCAUUUGGUAUCCAUCCUAGCCUAGUGUCACAGACACAUCCACACCAAAAUCCUCUUAGGCCACUACAACAACAACAACUCGCCUCAAAUUCCCCGUCCAAGAGUCGGAGAAUCACUCCACCACAGACUGUACAUAAUGAACCAACGUCAACAAUGAUGACUACAACAACAACUACAUCGUCAUCAUCACCACCAACAACAACAACAUCAUCUUCAUCAGAUUUAAACAACAAUUGUAUCACCAAUCCAAAUACUUCUAGCAUCGAUGGCAUUCAUGGAAACAAUACCAACAACGUCGUCAACUGCAAUGGGAGCAACAACAAUGGCAUGGCACAUAGCAAGUUGCACCCGCCCUCAUUCGAUCCAAUUGGUACGAAUCACUUUGGCCUGUUGGGCAGCACAGCUGGACCACAUCAUCACCAACAGCAGAUGAUGCCGCAGCCGCAGCAGCAACAACAGGUCUCACCGCCGGCAGUAUCCAAACCAAUGGUUGGAGCAUACAACAGCAUUGUAAAUGAUAGUAACAAUAUCAACAGCAGUAACAGCAGUGGCAGUAGCAGUAGCAGCGGUAGCAGCAGUAGUAAUGGAAGCAGCACCAAUGGAGUCAAUAUUGCCAGACCUAUGCUAGCCAAUGGUAGUAUUGGAGUCUAUGACAGCAAUAGCAACAUAGGUAGUAGCAGUAGCAAUAGUACAAGUGGCAGUGGCAUUGGUAGCAACAGUAGCAUUAGUGGUAGUAGUAAUGUCAAUGGAGGUGGCAGUAGUCAACAGCACCAACUAUCAACGGCAGCACCAGCAGCACCAGCACCAGCACUGUCACAGAAUGAGAUGGACUCUAUAUCAUUGCAUCCAGUAAUCAUCAACUAUAUCUAUGUCUCUACUACUCAGUUGCUCAAACAACUAUCUGUUCUCUCUGAUUUUAUGGAAACAUCUAGCGAUGGAUCACGACUAUUACUUCGCUCGAGUUACCUAAAGGCAGCGCAGGAUAUCAUCGAGAAGUUGAAUGGAUCACUUGGAUCAUGUCUGGUCACACAUAACCUAUUGACACCAGACAAUCAGAUGACUACCAGUGCACAGCAACGUCUACCAAUCUACCCACCAUACCAAACGAUCUUGCCACCAUAUCACCAACUUCCAAUGUUGCCAGGUCCACAACAACCACAGCAACAGCAACAGCAACAGCAGCAACAACAACAACAACAACAACAGCAGCAUUCAUCUCCACCUCCACCACCACCACAACAGCCACAACCAAUGGACACACAGGUACCUCCGCCUCACAUCAUCUACCAACAACACCAAUUACAACAACAGCAACAACAUCAACAACAGCAGCAACAGCAGCAUCAACAACAAUUGCAACAACAAAUACAACAGCAACAACAACAACAGCAACAACAUAAUAGUCAACUGCAGCUGGCACUUCAACAGAUCUCACAGAUGCAGCAACAACUCUCCCACCAGGCUCAGAUCCAACAGCAACAGCAGCACCAGCAACAACAGCAACAGCAACAGCAGCAGCACCAGCCCAAGAAGAAGAAGGACAAGAACGCAACGUCGGUGCUGUGGACUCUCAACUUCCCCGAGAUUCGCAACGCCUACGUUGACUUUAGGAACACCAAGCUGUCCGACUUUAAGAUGUUGAACCUACUGGGCUGUGGCUCAUUCGCCAAAGUACGUCUCUGUCAACAUCUUCAAACCAAGAGGUUGUUCUGCAUGAAGAUACUCAAUCAGAACAAGAUCAUUCGAUUGCGACAAGAGGCACAUGUAUGCAGUGAGAAAGAGGUACUACUUUCAAUCGAUCAUAGGUUCAUUGUAAAGUUGUUCUCAACGUACAAGGACAAAAAGUCAUUAUACUUCUUACAAGAGUACAUACCUGGAGGUGAACUAUUUGAUCACAUUCGAUCAUGUAGGAGUCUUUCCCUAAAGGCAACAAGAUGUUAUGCUGCAGAGAUUGUGUUGGCACUUGAGUACCUUCAUGGUGAAGGUAUUAUAUAUAGAGACUUAAAACCAGAGAACUUACUUAUUGACUUGGAUGGUCAUAUAAAGUUGACAGACUUUGGAUUCGCAAAGAAGAUCAUUGACGAUACAAAGAGCAUGUGUGGAACACCAGAGUACAUUGCCCCAGAGAUAUUGUCAGGACAUGGUCAUGGAAAGUCGGUGGACUGGUGGUCGCUUGGCAUCCUGAUCUACGAGAUGCUGGUUGGUGUACCACCAUUUAUCGCCGAUCAACACAAUGACAUAUUCAAGUUGGUGCGCGAGUGCAAUGUGGAGCGCAAGAUACCGGCCAACUUUGAUCCAGAUGCCAAGGACCUCAUCCAGAAGCUGGUGGUCGUAGACGUUGACAGUCGACUGGGCUGUGGCAGUGGUGGCGUUGCCGACCUCAAGAACCAUCCAUUCUUUGCCACGGUCGACUGGAAGAACCUGGAGAACACCAACGAGAAGGGUCCUCUGACGCCCAAGAUUCGCGACGCCAGUCUGGACGGCGACGACAGUUCCUCAAACGAAGACGAAGACGAUGAUGAAGACGACAGUGCCAUUGAUGCAUCAGACAUACUAAGGAAGAGGAAGACUGAAUUCUUUGAAAGAUUUUAA
Messenger RNA from Acytostelium subglobosum LB1, 3006 nucleotides. RefSeq lists its product as hypothetical. Gene Ontology annotation, molecular function: ATP binding; cAMP-dependent protein kinase activity. Gene Ontology annotation, biological process: signal transduction; peptidyl-serine phosphorylation; transcription initiation at RNA polymerase II promoter. Lineage: Eukaryota; Evosea; Eumycetozoa; Acytosteliales; Acytosteliaceae. The transcript has 5 exons. The record is from RefSeq and is a predicted model, not a curated record. Gene Ontology annotation, cellular component: transcription factor TFIIA complex; cAMP-dependent protein kinase complex. Bases 1 to 3006 code for a protein of 1001 amino acids.